CCACUGGUCUUUAAAUCAUUGUCUAGAGCCCCAAAGGUUCAUAUAAGUCAACACUGUCGCAGGGGUCUGCCAUUUCAAACAAUUCCAGAAAGAUCGCACAGGACUGGAUAAAUAAUUAAGAACAGAGUGUUCUGAACAUCAGCCCAAAGAGGAAGAACCUUAAGCUGAAGGUACAGCCUACUGUUUACACUGAAGGAGCUUGUGUGUGGACAAGAAGCGCUGACAGCUGAAAUGGAUCCCAUGGAACUGAGAAAUGUCAACAUCGAACCUGAUGAUGAUGAGAGCAUCAGUGGAGAAAGUGUUCAAGAUGGCUACACUGGGAUGGGAAAUUUAGAAAAGGCAGCAAUGAGCAGUCAAUUUACUAACGAAGAUGCUGAAAGUCAGAAAUUCCUGACAAAUGGAUUUUUGGGGGAAAAGAAGCUGGCAGAUUACGAUGACGAACAUCAUCCUGGAACCACCUCCUUUGGAAUGUCUUCAUUCAACCUGAGUAAUGCUAUCAUGGGAAGUGGGAUCUUGGGCCUUUCCUACGCCAUGGCCAACACGGGGAUCAUACUUUUUAUAAUCAUGCUGCUUGCGGUAGCAAUAUUAUCCCUGUACUCAGUUCACCUUUUAUUAAAGACCGCCAAGGAAGGAGGGUCUUUAAUUUAUGAAAAACUAGGGGAAAAGGCAUUUGGAUGGCCUGGGAAAAUCGGAGCUUUUGUUUCCAUUACAAUGCAGAACCUUGGAGCAAUGUCAAGCUACCUCUUUAUCAUUAAAUAUGAGCUACCUGAAGUAAUCAGAGCAUUCAUGGGACUUGAAGAAAAUACUGGAGAAUGGUACCUCAAUGGCAACUACCUCGUCAUAUUUGUGUCUGUUGGAAUCAUUCUUCCACUUUCUCUUCUUAAAAAUUUAGGUUACCUUGGUUACACCAGUGGAUUUUCUCUUACCUGCAUGGUGUUUUUUGUCAGUGUGGUGAUUUACAAGAAAUUCCAAAUACCCUGCCCUCUGCCUGUUCUGGAUCACAUUGUUGGAAAUCUGACAUUCAACAAUACACUUCCAGUGCACAUGGUAAUAUUACCUAACAACUCUGAGAUUAAUGGCGUGAACUUCAUGAUGGAUUACACCCACCAAAAUCCUGCAGGGCUAGAUGAGAACCAGGCCAAGGGCUCUCCUCAUGGCAGUGGAGUAGAGUAUGAAGCACACAGUGAUGACAAGUGUCAACCCAAAUACUUUGUGUUCAACUCCCGGACGGCCUACGCAAUUCCCAUCCUAGCAUUUGCUUUUGUGUGCCACCCUGAGGUCCUUCCCAUAUACAGCGAACUUAAAGAUCGGUCCCGGAGGAAGAUGCAAACAGUGUCAAAUAUUUCCAUCACGGGAAUGCUCAUCAUGUACCUGCUUGCUGCCCUCUUUGGUUACCUAACCUUCUAUGGAGAAGUUGAAGACGAAUUACUUCAUGCUUAUAGCAAAGUAUAUACAUUUGACACCCCUCUCCUCAUGGUACGCCUGGCAGUCCUUGUGGCAGUGACACUAACUGUGCCCAUUGUCCUGUUCCCAAUUCGUACAUCAGUGACCACACUCUUAUUUCCCAAAAGACCCUUCAGUUGGAUAAGACAUUUCUUGAUUGCAGCCAUACUUCUUGCACUUAAUAAUGUUCUGGUCAUCCUUGUACCCACUAUAAAAUACAUCUUUGGAUUCAUAGGGGCUUCUUCUGCCACUAUGCUGAUCUUCAUACUUCCAGCAGUGUUUUACCUUAAACUUGUCAAGAAAGAACCUCUUAGGUCACCACAAAAGGUUGGGGCUUUAAUUUUCCUUGUGGUUGGAAUCAUCUUCAUGAUUGGAAGCAUGGCACUCAUUAUAAUUGACUGGAUUUACAAUCCUCCAAAUUCCAAGCAUCACUAACCCAAAGAAAAAUACCUUUUCUAUUGGAAAUGGUUGCAAAUUAUGCUGCAAAAGACAUUUGAGUUCUAUUGAUUGGAAUGUUAUUCAUAGGAAAUAACGGGAAGAUUCCAAAGAUGUUUAUAGUAACAUCACCAGGCACCUGUGGAAGAAAAAAAAGCAUCAUUUUUGUCAAGAAUGGCUGUUUAUAGGUUUAAAACCUGCGGUGCACAUUUCUACCCAGGUUUUCCUAAAACAGUGUGAGAGGAUGCAUUUUUGCUGUUGCACAAGCAGAAUAAGGGUAGCUGCAUGGAAUGGUCAUCAGAUAAUACCUUUUCCCCUCCCCCUCAAAUUACCAAAUACUUGUAUUCUCAGAACAUCCAACAAAAAUGCCCUGGUGGCAAAGCUAUCACUGCUUAAUGCCUUCCCCCAAUCCAGCACCAAAUACUCUAGGUCUAUUUAAUAACCGAGGCAAAAGCCAUGUCUUAGGAACUGUCCCUGUAAGGUACAUGAAUGAUCAGACAGCCGGCUAGAACAUCUUAUUGUCAACAGUGAAGGAAUAGUUGCCCAUUUGUUUGUGACACUGAAUUAAUGAAUUCUUCAUUCAACAGAUUUUUGGUAAAUGUUAAAGACAUCUUAUUAAACACAGGCAUAUCUCGUU
Leopardus geoffroyi (Geoffroy's cat) is the source of this 2515-nucleotide messenger RNA. It is a transcript of the gene SLC38A4, whose product is annotated as solute carrier family 38 member 4. The record is from RefSeq and is a predicted model, not a curated record. Gene Ontology annotation, biological process: amino acid transmembrane transport. The transcript has 16 exons. Bases 232 to 1878 code for a protein of 548 amino acids. Lineage: Eukaryota; Metazoa; Chordata; Mammalia; Carnivora; Felidae. Gene Ontology annotation, molecular function: amino acid transmembrane transporter activity.